AUGAACUCUUUCUCUCCUGAUUUCCAGGAGUGGGUAGAUCGACGCCAAAGCACCUUAUCUGCCUCCACCGUGUCGUCUGCAUCAACAAGUAUCCUCUUCCCGAGCCCUGCGACAUCUCCAGGGUCCAGCUCGAGGAAGCAAUCCUGGCAGCUCUACGAUGAUGUCGUACGGCUCGAGCUAACUCCAUCCGUGCAAAUCUCCUUUGUCAAAAACGGUCAGCUAUUCAAGUUGAAAUAUACAUUCAUUGAUAUCUGCAAAGACUCAACGGGUGCAUUGAGGUGUCUCGAACUCGGGGGAGGACUAGGACAGCAAACACCUUUUGUCCACGCCUUCUCUAAUACAAAGCUGCCAGUUCCUCAUCUAGAACAUCCCAAAUCAGGCGACGAUUACCCUCUUCGCGUAUCCUUUAUGGACCAGCAAACGGUUCAAACGGCAAACACGGUAUUUAUGACGCAGCUAUCCUAUAAAUUUGAUCACUGGGAUGAUUGUGUACGAUUCCAAGAACUGUUACUCGGUUCCAAGUUGAUUUUUAUCGGCGGGAUGGCGGAGGCCAAGUCCAAAGGCCGGGGUGAAGAGUGCAUCAGCCAAAAUCUUCGCGUUCUCCGCGGGCACAAUGGGAAACGUGUGAUGCUAUUCUUUGCAAACUCGCAACGGAGGGAGCUCAAACGAUACAUCUCCAUUCCCUUAAAUUGUAUUGCGGCAAUCAAACCUCCGAAGAAGGCUGGCAGGCCAGCCAUAAUUGAUCUCAAUCCAAACUUUGAGAUUCUGUCUCAAAUGAGAAAUUUUACGAUCCAGUUUCUUGACGAUGAUGACUGUGUAGCAUUUUGUCAGAUGUUAUCAUACGACUUGACUAUUGGAUGA
Molecule: messenger RNA, 861 nt
Organism: Penicillium coprophilum
Lineage: Eukaryota; Fungi; Ascomycota; Eurotiomycetes; Eurotiales; Aspergillaceae
Exons: 6
Coding region: 1-861 (286 amino acids)
Source: RefSeq, a predicted model, not a curated record